AUGGAGACUCCGUCCUACAACAAGAACGAGACAACCGGCCCAAGCGUCGAGGUCUAUGGAGGACAGUCGCAUUCUGAGGCUUCUGGCUCUGCCGACCAGGCGGCCAUUAGCACCGUCAUUCAUCAGAUCGAGGCCAGAAAGGUGCACUGGUACACCUAUCUGACCACUUGGGAUUUCUGGCUGGUCCUCAUCAUUGGCCAGGUUCUCGCGCUGUGCAUCACGGGUACCAACACCUUCACCAGCUGCCUGUCGUCGUGGGAGAACUGGUCCAUCCCGGCCCUGCAGACCAUUUUCAACUAUGCCCUGCUGUCCAUUGUCUACGUGCCCAUCACGCUGGUCAAGCUCGGCCCCGCCAAGCUGGGAAGCAUCAUUUUGCGCGACGGCUGGAAGUACUUUAUCCUCAGCUUCCUCGACGUGCUCGGCAACUACUUUACCGUCUUGGCCUAUCGCUACACCAAUCUGCUGUCGGCUCAGCUGCUCAACUUCUGGUCCAUUGUCUGUGUGGUCAUCAUCUCGUUCCUGCUGCUCAAGGUCCGCUACAAGAUCUUCCAGAUCAUUGGUAUCUUGAUUGCCUGUGGUGGCAUGGGUCUCCUGCUGGCCAGCGACCACAUUCAGGGAAGCAACGGCGGACCCGGUGUCGACCUGCUCAAGGGCGACCUGUUCGGUCUCUUGGGCGCGACCCUGUACGGUGUCUCCAACGUCUUUGAGGAGUGGUUCGUCAGCAAGCGGCCCAUGUAUGAGGUGCUCAGCUUCUUGGGUGUCUUUGGCGUCAUCAUCAACGGCGUCGUCGCCGCCAUCUUUGACCGCUCCAGCUUUGAGGGCGCCAACUGGAACAGCAACGUCGCAGGUUACCUCGUCGGCUACACUCUGGUCCUGUUCAUCUUUUACUCGCUCGCGCCCAUCAUUCUGCGCAUGGGCUCGGCCGCCUUCUUUGACAUCUCGCUCCUGACUGGUAACUUUUGGGGUACCGCCAUUGGUAUUCAGGUCUUUGGCUACACCAUUUACUACCUGUACCCCAUUGCGUUUGUCCUCAUCAUCAUUGGUCUCGUUGCCUACUUUCUGGCCGGCAGCAUGCUGGGUGACUCCAAGAAGCCUUGGCUGGGUCAGGACCAGGAGGAUGGUGUCGCUGGUAUUGGAACGGCCAAGCUCAAGGCUCUCAACCUGGCAAGAAAGCAGGGUUUGGCUGCAGCCGAGGGUGAUAGGGUCUAG
This is a messenger RNA of Pestalotiopsis fici W106-1, 1209 nucleotides long. RefSeq lists its product as uncharacterized. Gene Ontology annotation, cellular component: membrane. Lineage: Eukaryota; Fungi; Ascomycota; Sordariomycetes; Amphisphaeriales; Sporocadaceae. Gene Ontology annotation, molecular function: transmembrane transporter activity. The record is from RefSeq and is a predicted model, not a curated record. Gene Ontology annotation, biological process: transmembrane transport. The transcript has a single exon. Bases 1 to 1209 code for a protein of 402 amino acids.